Molecule: messenger RNA, 1032 nt
Organism: Ilex paraguariensis (yerba mate)
Lineage: Eukaryota; Viridiplantae; Streptophyta; Magnoliopsida; Aquifoliales; Aquifoliaceae
Source: the annotation of a GenBank genome assembly
AUGCAAGGAGGAGUCGAAGAGCUCAAUGUAGAAGAACUCGCUUCAAAUCUCUCUACUUACAAAGAACAGCUUCAGCAGGUUCGAAAACUUUUGGAUGAUGACCCUGGAAACUCUGAAUAUGCAGACAUGGAAAAGGAGCUUGGAGAGGUGAUUGCUUUGACAGAAGAACUUCUGGCAACUGCAAAACAAAAUGAUAAUUCCGGACUGGAUAUUCAAACAAGUUCUGAUGCAUCUCACAGUUUGCGCCAUUCUGCUGGUACCUCUCCAUAUAACAGGGGAUGGAAAAACAACUUUCAAUUUCCUUUACACUUUCUGGAGUUCAACAUCUUUAUGAAGGGUCUGGGUUUCAAUUUCCCCUACUCUCCUUGGUUUGGGGUGUUGGAGGAUGGGAGUGACUCACGAACCAUAUCUGAUCACUUUGACAAGUUUCCUGUUGGCACUAAAGUUCAAGCUGUUUGGAGUGAAGAUGGAGAGUGGUAUGACGCGACAAUUGAGGCGCUUACUCCAAAUGGGUACUAUGUACGCUAUGAUGGAUGGGGUAAUAAUGAGGAGGUGGAUCCUGCUAACAUUAGGCCAGUUGAAGAAGGGGCUGUAAAUUCUCUGUUGGAAGCUGAAAGGGAAGCUGAGGCCACAAAACAAGCUCUUAAACGGAAGGUUGCUCAAGCUGCUGCUACUGACUUCCAGUCACGGAGUUUACCAGCAAAGCUUCGUAUUGAGCCUGACGACCCUGAAGAUGUGAAAGUUGCUAAGCGUAAGAAGAUACAUUUGUAUAAGUCAAAGAUGCGGAUAGAGCAACUUGAGGUUACACAGAAUAAGAGGCAGAAUGAUUGGCAGCAAUUCCAGACAACUAAAGGCCGGGCCAAGAAGAUUGGUUUCUUCUCAGGGCGCAAGCGAGAGAGCAUCUUCAAAUCCCCAGAUGAUCCAUUUGGAAAGGUAGGCGUGACUGGAAGUGGAAAGGGUUUGACAGAUUUUCAGAAGAGGGAAAAACACUUGCAUCUCAAGGGAGCAAACGCUGAGUCUAUUGAUGAUUAA